Messenger RNA from Selaginella moellendorffii, 2010 nucleotides. Its product is annotated as probable apyrase 5. The record is from RefSeq and is a predicted model, not a curated record. The coding region runs from base 123 to 1856 and encodes 577 amino acids. NCBI's taxonomy places the organism in Eukaryota, Viridiplantae, Streptophyta, Lycopodiopsida, Selaginellales, Selaginellaceae. Gene Ontology annotation, molecular function: nucleoside diphosphate phosphatase activity. Gene Ontology annotation, cellular component: membrane. The transcript has 7 exons. Gene Ontology annotation, biological process: nucleoside diphosphate catabolic process.
UUCUUGCUGGAAGGAGAAGAAGGCGCCACGCCACGACAAUGCCGUCGGCCCCGCGGCGCGAUCAGGUCAGCUGAGCGAUAGAGAGCGAUGAUUUCGAGUAGAUCUCCAGCUGGGAUGAGAGGAUGAACGCGAAUGGGUUAGGAUUCAUGCGUCGCUCGUCGGGCGCAACCGCAUCGACAUCGGCAUCGUCAUCGGCAGCUACUGCCGCGGCGGAAUCCUCGUCCGGCAGGAUGGAUUUCGCCAAGCUACAGUCGCGAUCGAGCUCGGCAUUCGUUCCGCCGCACAAAACCCAGCUCCCUCCCAGGUAUCACUUAUCUCUCAGCUCCGGCGGUGGUGCUGCGUCGCAUUCUCAUCGGCAGCAAUGGCAGAGGAGGAUCUGGGGGGCCGUCACGCUCAUCCUCGCGGUCUCGGCUCUCUUCUAUUUCUUCUCGGUCUUUGGAGGGCCGCGCCGCCAACAAAACUCCAGAGGCCAUGCGAUCGUGAUCGACGCUGGGAGCUCCGGGUCCCGGCUCCACAUCUUUAGCUACAAGGUGGAGAACCUCUUCCCCCACAUUGAUACGCAAGACAUCCCAUCGCUCAAGACAAAGCCCGGGUUGUCAUCUUUCUCGUCGAAUCCACAACAGGCUGGGGAGUCGCUGGUGGAGCUGCUGGACUUCGCAAACGCGAGGAUCGCGAAGAAGGAUAGAGGACAGACGAGACUAUAUCUCAUGGCCACUGCUGGUUUGAGGCGGCUGGAGAAGAACAUCCAAGAAGAUAUCAUUGAGUCUUGUCGAUCGGUGCUUCGCCAGUCUGAUUUCAUGUUUGAAGAUAGCUGGGCCUCGGUUAUCACUGGCACAGAGGAGGGAAUUUUUGCGUGGGUUUCUGCAAAUUACGCUCUAGGCACGCUUGGUGGCGAUCCACACGCGACUACUGGAAUAGUGGAGCUCGGUGGCGCGUCUGCUCAGGUGACAUUUGUGCCAGAUUCACCAUUUCCUCCAGAGUUUCUGCACUCUUUGGACUUUGGUGGAGUCAAUUACAAACUCUACACGUAUAGUUUUCUUCACUUUGGUCAAGAGGCUGCCUGGGACAAUUUACUUCAGCUAUUGCUCUCCGGAGCGGUGAAACCAAGAUUAAAGGCUAAACCCGGCGUGGUGAUUGAUCCGUGUACUCCGGCCGGCUAUGUGAUGAACUCGGAGCUUCUAGAGAAGAUUGCAAACACACUACAGGGGCCGAACCAAGUCAAGGUCUCCACGGUACUUUCGUCUGGAAACUUUUCUGAGUGCCGGAGAGCUGCUCAAGAACUUCUUCAAAUGGGCGAAGACCAAUGCCUACAUGAGCGAUGCGCGAUUGGAUCCACGUUUGUCCCGGAUCUCCGUGGAAAGUUUUUUGCGACAGAGAAUUUCUUCUACACGUCCGAGUUCUUUGGACUGCCGGCAACCACUUCUUUGGCCGACGUAGAAGCCGCGGGUGAUUUCUACUGCGGCGAGCAAUGGACAAAGCUCAAGAACAAGCACGUCGGAAUCCAAGAGGAAGACUUGUUAAAGUAUUGCUUCUCCACGGCUUACAUCGUUGCGCUGCUUCACGACAGGCUCGGGAUUGCCAUGCACGACGAAAGGGUGCGCUUCACGAACAAAGUCGGCAACGUUCCACUCGACUGGGCCUUGGGAGCGUUGAUGGUGAAGCUGGCUGAUAACAUCGAGGAGCGCUCGGAGUGGAGUUUUGGGGAUGACUGGGUAACCAUUCUUUCGUUUUUUGGAUCGUUCGGGCUAGUGUUUGUUCUCGUCUGGCUCGUUCUGAGAUGCCGGAAACCGCGGUUGAAAACCAUUUAUGACCUUGAGAAGGGCCGGUACAUCACUACCACUCGCCUCCAUCGAUAAAAGAAAGAAAAAAAAAAACCUUCUAUCAACAUUUUUGCUGCUCGAAGAAGCAAAUGGUUCUUUCAGAGUUUGUACCGUCCCUACAUUAUCGAUCUCAAGUUAGCUGAAAAGCAUUGUAAUCAAUAAUCCAAAGGGAACAAAGCUUACUUGCAAA